AUGUGUGGCGGCAGCGCUUCUGCACACAGCCGCCGCUACAACAAGCAAUGUGAUUCAGCUCGAAAUUCCCGACUCACCACCAGCUGGUACGCAGUCGCUUUCUGGCUCGUUCCAAGGCUAUUCGAUGGAGAUGGCAUCGUUACCAAGCAUGGCAGGCAAUAUUUCGUAGUGCCCAUCCGCGUGGGAGGUACAACUGCCAAUCACGGAAUCUGGAUACCUAACCAGAAGGAAGCCAUCAUCCAGAACUUUGCAGUGCCUGGUGCAGACCAACCUGCAAAUGUUACGUGGGGACCGGCGUAUCUUGAGUCGUUCAAGACGUUCCCAAAUGGCACAAAAUACACUGUUGGAGUGACGUUCGACAGUGGUGCUGUAGGAGAAAAAGCCACUAUUGCCGAAGCAAAAGCUUUCUACGAGGGCAUUGGCUCCGAUCUCUAUGCUAUGGAGGUUGGAAACGAGUUUGAUGUCUUUCCCGUCGACCGAGACAAUACCACCUGGUCUAUCCAAAAAUACGUCCCGGAAUGGCUCAACCACACCGCCGCAAUCGCCACGCGCGUCCUUGGAAUCUCAUCCCAAAAGCUCUUCCAAGCUGGCGCCUUCGUCGCCCCCGGCACCCUCAAUGACGACCUAACCUGGACCGCACAAGCCGCCAUCGACCUCGGCAUCGCAUCCACCAACCUCGCCCGAACAUUCUGCACGCACCAGUACUUCGGCGCAGCAUGCGGGCCCGUCAAACCCACCAUGGCCGGCGCUUUGAUGAACCGUACUGCGAUGUGGCCAUUAAUGGCCUAUCACGCCAGCGCCUCCGCAUACUCCGUAUCCAAAAACCUGCCAUAUGUCAUCGGAGAGACGAACUCCAUCGCAUGCCAGGGUCUCGCGGGCGUGUCUGAUGUCUUCGGCGCUGCGGUGUGGAGCGUCGACUACGCGCUGUACGCCGCCUCACUCAACGUGUCCGCGCUGUAUUGGCACAUGGGCACGGGAUAUCGAUACGCGGCAUGGCAGGCUACGCAGAACGGCACGACGGCGGCUGGGCCGCGACCGCUCUACUAUGGGAAUUGGCUCGUUGCGAAGGCGCUGGGUGGGGGUGAGAAGAAGGUUAUCAGUAUUGUGAACACUACGACGUUGGCUGGGUAUGCUGUAUAUGCCGAGGGGGAGAAGCUGAGGAGCGUUGUGCUUGUUAAUCAGGAGAUUUUCAAUUCUUCGACGAGUGCGGCGGGGGAGAGGGGGAGUGUGACGUUUCAGUUGCCGAAGGAAUUGUGUGGUAGUGAUGUGAAGACUUCGGUGCAGAGGCUUACUGGGGCUGGAGCGGAGGUUCGAGAGGGCAUUGAGUUUUCUGGACAGACGGUAGCGUUAGACGGCAAGAUUGAGGGAAGUGAGUCGAAGGAAGUUGUACAAGAUGGUUUUGUGCAAAUAAAGGCGACCGAAGCUGUCCUGAUCUCAUUCGCCGAGUGA
Molecule: messenger RNA, 1449 nt
Organism: Parastagonospora nodorum SN15
Lineage: Eukaryota; Fungi; Ascomycota; Dothideomycetes; Pleosporales; Phaeosphaeriaceae
Exons: 3
Coding region: 1-1449 (482 amino acids)
Source: RefSeq, a predicted model, not a curated record